Gloeophyllum trabeum ATCC 11539 is the source of this 2029-nucleotide messenger RNA. Its product is annotated as RCC1/BLIP-II protein. Bases 183 to 1988 code for a protein of 601 amino acids. The transcript is spliced from 7 exons. Gene Ontology annotation, biological process: mitochondrial respiratory chain complex III assembly. NCBI's taxonomy places the organism in Eukaryota, Fungi, Basidiomycota, Agaricomycetes, Gloeophyllales, Gloeophyllaceae. The record is from RefSeq and is a predicted model, not a curated record. Gene Ontology annotation, cellular component: mitochondrial inner membrane.
GACGCGUUUUGUAUACUCUACGAUUAGGCUCUCUGCUGGUAAUCCGGUCUGCAACAGCGUCUUGGGGAGAAUUAUUUGACUGGCUAUCUAUCAGACUCGUCGCGGACUGGAAUCUGUAAUUUCGGGAGGCUGAGCUCUCCUGUACCCCGCAUUCCUGUUCAAUCUCACUUUCGUCUCGGGUCAUGUUUCGGAACUCAUUACGCGUCGCAAAAGCAACUUCCUUGGUGUCUAGGCAGUAUGGCACCUCAACAGUAGCGCAGUCAGCCCGUCAACUCUCCAAGGCGCCCAAGACCGCUCUGCUAGGAGCAUCAUUUGCACUUGGUGCAGGGACCCUCUGGUAUAUUAACCAUGACGCUCUUUACCUUGACGCUUCUGCAGCACUGGAUUCGACGAGCCCUUUGGAUCAGGCAAAGCUGGCGGCACUGUCGGUACCGAACGUGGGCCCGGACGGAACGCUGAAUUCGUUCACUUGGGGCUCGAACAAAACAAACGUGAUCUCUCCGGAAACCCCCAAGAUAGAUUCUGUCCGUAUGCCGACGCCGGUCAAGUGGCUGCAGAAUGUCGCACUGAGAGACUUGGCUUUACAUGAACAACAUGCCGCUUGCGUGGAUGCUCGUGGCGAUGUCUACCAGUGGGGCGACGGCUUCUUCGGAGCAGGUCCGUCUGACCCCAGGUCCCAGGAAUGGGCUCCGAAACAGACUUUGCAAGGCAAGGACAUCGUUCAACUGCAGCUGACGGACUCUCGUGUCUUUGCUCUGUCUGCCUCUGGAGAAGUCUAUGUCUUGUCCUCGCACGCAGCAGCCCAGGAGUCAUUAGCAAGUUCCGAGCCAUCUAGUAGCUCCUCCUGGUUGUCUCUCGGCGGAUGGCUCGGCGGGCAGGAUGACCCUCAGCAUUACGCCGAACUCACGCCUAAUGAGACUCUGUCCCGCAGAGAAAAAUUUAUCUCAAUCUCAGCCGGUGCUGACCACCUCCUGGCCCUCACCUCCUCUGGCCGCGUCUUCUCGCACCCAGUUACCAAGAACGCCAACUCGCACGGCCAACUCGGCGUGCGCACCUUCGACGUCCCGGACUACUCCUCCGACCCCGCCAACCCCUCCCGCCUCCCUGUCGAGCUGAUCCCCAAGUCCUUGGCAGAUCCGUUCUCCAAAUCGUCGCCCCUGAGCCGGCCUGCGGCCGCGCGGACGCAGUCGUCUAACUUGGACGCUGUGGACGACCGGCAUAUACGCUUUUGUGAUAAGUUGUUCGAAGUGCCUGCGCUGCGGGGCAUCGAUGUUGACCAGAUCGCUGCCGGGAAGCGGAGCAGUUUCGUGAAGACCGCCAAUGGCAGGGUCCUUGGAUGGGGUGCAAACGAGUAUGGCCAAAUCGGUUUGGGUAGAGACGUGACAUUAGACACGAUCACGAAGCCAACCGAGAUUGCCUUAUGGCGUUCUGCCCCCAAGGACGUGAGCACUAGAUGUACUAGCAUUUCUGCAGGUGGUGACCUGACCCUAUUUACCGUCGAGCGUACCGAUGGAUCGGCGAUGCAGACUGUCGACGUCCUCGCGUGCGGUAAUGGACAAUGGGGUGGGCUUGGUAAUGCUCUGUACAGAAAUGCUCAGGUCGAGCCGGCGCGUGCAAAGAACGUCAGCGGCCUUCUGGAAUUCAGCGAGAAGACGGAAAACCUCCAGCCCAUAGUGCCUCAUAGCAUCUCGAUUUCUCCGACGGGCCAUGUAGUCCUUACACUCGACACGGAAAACGGCCCCGGUGGCAGCGGCAGGGACGUGAUGGUCUGGGGCGCAAACUACGACUAUCAGCUCGGGAACGGGAAGCGCUCGAGCCUCGCCGUCCCCACCACGUUGCUGAGGCCUGACGGGAGCCGGUUCAUCCUAGCGAAGAGCAAGGCGGACGUCAAAGACCUUUCGGGCAAGUUGUGGAAGCGCGGAGUGGACGUCGAGCAACGUGCUGUGGCAGGAUACGGAAACAGCAUAGUGUACUGGAGGAUAUGCUGAUCGCCUGUCCUGUUUUGAUACACGCCUGUCUAUACGUAUCG